UUUAAUUCGUGCCUCUGCAGCUCUGGUGGAAAAUCGUUGAUUGUUAACCUUCAAAUAACAAAUGUAAUCGACAGUGCAGCGCAUAGACCCAGUCCAACCUGUGUUUACACGAUUCUAAUUUGUCGUUUGCGCCAAACUUUAUGCCGUUGCGUUUCCGGUAGAGUUUACGUCAGUUGCGUCCAAGUUUUAAAUCGAUUCGGGGAAAAUCAGAUGCUGUGAUUGGCGGAGUUUGCCACCAUGACUGUUUCCCGCGUUACUCUAACCCCACGUAACGCGUAACUUCGCAUCGCGCGCUUGCCGUAGCCACACAAACGAAAGUGAAAAAACGUAUCUGCUGAAAACUUUAGAUCUAGAAGGAAGGAAAACCGGAAUAUAGAAAAAUGUCGCUGGUUGACGAUAUACAGCUAAUUGAAGAAGUCAAAAAAUAUCCGUUGCUGUUUGACACUAAUAUUAAAGGUUAUAAAGAUAAUGAAACGAAAGACACAACGUGGGUGAAAAUUGCUUCGGACCUCCAGGUAAAACCACACGAAGCAAAGAACAGAUGGCGAAAUUUGAGGGACCGAUUUGUGCGCGAAAAGAAGUUAAUAUCAUCUGAAAAUGAGACUGACAAAGCACAGAAAGCUAGUCCUUGGCCUUUGUUAGAGCACAUGUCAUUCAUGUGGAAUUUCAUAAUUCACAGGCGCAGAUAUACCAUGAAUGCUGUCAAAAAUGAGCCAAAAACUUAUUUACCUAUUGCUCCAAAAAGCGACACAGCGGAAUGGAUGAUAUCUCUGGACUGUGAUGACAAUAACAAAGCUCUCCACAGUAAAAAUGAUCACGAAUCAAAAUCCAAAAGACAAAAGCUUCUUCCUUGUCAGGAACAAUCUAUGGAGGAAACACCAGAAUUGUACCAUGUUUCCAACGAUACACGGAGUUACUCUCAGAAGACAGACCAGUGUAUCAGUUCCCAAUCUUACGUAGCUGACGAACAGCAUUACUUUUGUAUGUCAGUAGCGGAAACGUUACGCAGAUUCACCCAGCGACAAAGUGCAGAGGCAAAGUUAAAAAUUCAACAAAUUUUAUAUGAAACUGAGUUUAGCAAUGCCAAUACUGCUUUUGAAGAUGCCUUCAUAGAUGCGCAUUGAAAUAUCCAAGACAAACAAGAACAAAUAUUUUUUGUGAGCAAUCGGUAUGUCCAUUUGUUUAUUUUAAUUUUCUUAAUAUCUUUGUUAACGUGCACGUAAAGCAUGAUUGAGCGCAGGAGAAGACGGUACGUUGAAUGUUGUGUCUCAAAGUAUACUCGUCAAAAUCAUACAAGAUUCUGUUCCACUGCAGCAUUAAAAAAUGUUGGGAGUGAA
Molecule: messenger RNA, 1337 nt
Organism: Neodiprion fabricii
Lineage: Eukaryota; Metazoa; Arthropoda; Insecta; Hymenoptera; Diprionidae
Product: transcription factor Adf-1-like
Exons: 3
Coding region: 381-1124 (247 amino acids)
Biological process (GO): regulation of transcription by RNA polymerase II
Cellular component (GO): nucleus; transcription regulator complex
Molecular function (GO): DNA binding
Source: RefSeq, a predicted model, not a curated record